CUCACAUUAAGAGAAACCCUUUUAACUUGAGAAGGCAUACAGAUAUAGAGCAUCACAAAAUCCCCGAAACAAAACCGAACCAGUCAUAACCAAGAAGGGGGAAAGCUACUAGAUGAAGCUAGUAGGUGGAAGUUUGAGUCAUUUGGCCUAUUACUACGCACUAGUUAUGAUCUUUUCUCUGAUACAUUGAAUACUUUAUUAAAAACCAUUACAUAACCAAUGUAAAAGCAAAUAUUUAAACGUUAAACAGUCCAAUUCAGCUUUGAAAAAUCCUCCCAGAAGAAGAAGACUAGUCAAUAUUGGUUGCGAUGGCCUUGUAGAGGCAUUAUUAUCUGUUAGAUAAUAUUAAACAUUAAUGAGAAAGUAGAAAUGCUUCUGUAUAAAUACCUUCAUUACUUGUGUCUUAUUUCAUCACCUUCACCUUCAACAUCAAACAUCACAUUUCUUCCUCUUUUCUCUCUUUUUUCUCAGUCUUCAAAGAGUUUCUUAGUAACCCAAAUCAAUGGCAGGUAUCAAAGUUUUCGGACACCCAGCUUCCAUUGCCACCAGGAGAGUCCUCAUCGCCCUCCACGAGAAAAACCUCGACUUUGAGCUCGUUCAUGUCGAACUCAAAGACGGUGAGCACAAGAAGGAGCCUUUCCUCUCCCGCAACCCUUUUGGUCAGGUUCCAGCCUUUGAAGAUGGAGACCUCAAGCUCUUCGAAUCAAGAGCGAUUACUCAGUACAUAGCUCACCGAUAUGAAAACCAAGGAACCAACCUUCUCCAAACCGACUCCAAGAACAUAUCUCAGUACGCAAUCAUGGCCAUUGGAAUGCAAGUAGAAGAUCACCAGUUCGACCCAGUGGCUUCAAAGCUUGCUUUUGAACAAAUAUUCAAGUCCAUCUACGGCUUGACCACAGACGAAGCCGUUGUUGCAGAAGAGGAGGCUAAGUUAGCCAAGGUCCUUGAUGUCUACGAGGCUAGGCUCAAGGAGUUCAAGUAUUUGGCUGGUGAAACUUUCACUUUGACUGAUCUUCACCACAUUCCCGCGAUUCAAUACCUGCUCGGAACUCCCACCAAGAAGCUCUUCACCGAGCGUCCACGUGUCAAUGAGUGGGUGGCUGAAAUCACCAAGAGGCCAGCUUCCGAGAAGGUUCAGUGAGAAAUUUCUAAAAGGAAAAUAUGGUUUUGCUUCAGUCACAGUAAUAAUGCUAAGAUUAAAUAAGCGGCUUUCUCAUUGCCCAAUUUCUCAGUACUUUCUUUCUGUUGUAUCCUCUGUUUUCUUUCAGUUAUGUGAGUGUGUGUGUAUGCUCUUGAGAGUAUCUUUGGCAAAAACUAUUUAUCUAAUCUUCAAGCUAUUCUAAAAUAAAUCAAUUAGUUAACUAAUGCAAAGAUUGCGAUGUCUUAACUAUGGAGAUACUGACUAGUGAGAAUAGUAUGUAAGGACUUUAGUCUGGUGGAAAUCUUACUUUGGAACGUUUCUCCUGGCGAA
Molecule: messenger RNA, 1471 nt
Organism: Arabidopsis thaliana (thale cress)
Lineage: Eukaryota; Viridiplantae; Streptophyta; Magnoliopsida; Brassicales; Brassicaceae
Gene: GSTF2
Product: glutathione S-transferase PHI 2
Exons: 3
Coding region: 503-1141 (212 amino acids)
Biological process (GO): toxin catabolic process
Cellular component (GO): cytosol; endoplasmic reticulum
Molecular function (GO): glutathione transferase activity
Source: RefSeq, marked reviewed